AGGUUUUCUUGAAACAGAGGGAAGCAGUAGCAAAAAGAAAUCAAAUAUAAUUAGAUAUAGGAACAGAUCCCCAUGGGAAGGUCUCCUUGUUGUGAUGAGAAUGGCCUUAAGAAAGGACCCUGGACUCCUGAAGAAGAUGAAAAGCUUGUUCAAUACAUCCAAAAACAUGGCCAUGGAAGUUGGAGAGCCCUCCCUAAACUUGCAGGUUUUUAUUUACAAACCCACCUCUCUCUCUCUCUCUCUCUCUCUCUCUCUCUAGGCUUUUCUUUAUUACAAUCUUUUAUUUUCUUGGCAGGUCUUAACAGAUGUGGCAAGAGCUGUAGGUUAAGAUGGACAAAUUACUUGAGGCCAGAUAUCAAGAGAGGGAAAUUUUCUCAAGAAGAGGAGCAGUCAAUUCUACAUCUCCAUUCCAUACUUGGAAACAAAUGGUCAGCUAUUGCGACGCACCUACCAGGCCGGACUGACAAUGAAAUCAAGAAUUUCUGGAACACACAUUUGAAGAAGAAGCUGAUUCAAAUGGGUUUUGAUCCAAUGACCCAUCAACCAAGAACUGACCUCUUUUCCAGCUUGCCCCAUCUUUUAGCCCUUGCUAACCUUAGAGACCUGAUGGUGGAUCAUCACCCAUUAGAUGAACAAGCUAUGAGAUUACAAGCAGAAGCUGUGCAGUUGGCUAAGCUUCAAUACUUACAGUAUCUUCUCCAAUCCGCGGCUCCAAUAACCACCAACUCGUAUGGCCAAAAUGACAUCACAGACAUGGAGGCUCUUAAUUUGUUGAGCUCAAUUCCUGAUUUCAAAGAAAACCCAGUUUUAAAUUCGUCAAAUGUGGAGAAUUCAUCCUCAUUUUCUCCUGGAAAUACUACCUUUCAACCACUCCACCACCCAAGCUUAUUAGCUCACUUGUCAGACCCACAAGUCCCUUUCAAUUUUCAGACUUCUUUGAAUAGUGAGAUGGGUCAAGGUUGUAACUUUACAAUGGUCAGCCAAGGAGAUAACCCACAUGAUGACUCGUCUUUGGUUUUCCCAUUUCCCACUCCUGUUAUUUCAACUAUGACUGAUGAUAUGUCUUUAAGCAAUCCUGGAGAUGCUAGUAGUAGUACCUCUAGCUAUGGUGGAGCUUCGUCAUUUUGGCCUGAACUAUUUUUUGAAGAUCCUAUUAUGCAUGAAAUUUCUUAGUUAAUUCUUUCAUUUUGAACUGUUUGGAGUUGCAUCACCCUUCUAUGUUUGUAAACACCUUUUUUUCUUUUUCUUGGUUUUUGUUUUUUUAUUUGAGUGUUAUGUUUGUUGGUUGUAAACACUUAAUGCCUGCAGAUAGACACAUCAACCGCAUGUGUACACAAAUACAUCUCUAUGCAUGUAUAUGACACAUAUAUACAUCUUAUCUUUCAAUAUAUAGUCUUCGGAUAGUAUGAUUGUACUAGUUUAA
Molecule: messenger RNA, 1423 nt
Organism: Quercus robur (English oak)
Lineage: Eukaryota; Viridiplantae; Streptophyta; Magnoliopsida; Fagales; Fagaceae
Product: transcription factor MYB93
Exons: 2
Coding region: 73-1173 (366 amino acids)
Source: RefSeq, a predicted model, not a curated record